Notothenia coriiceps (black rockcod) is the source of this 5476-nucleotide messenger RNA. Its product is annotated as focal adhesion kinase 1. The transcript is spliced from 33 exons. Gene Ontology annotation, cellular component: cytoskeleton; focal adhesion. Gene Ontology annotation, biological process: protein phosphorylation; signal complex assembly. The coding region runs from base 22 to 3381 and encodes 1119 amino acids. Gene Ontology annotation, molecular function: ATP binding; protein tyrosine kinase activity. Lineage: Eukaryota; Metazoa; Chordata; Actinopteri; Perciformes; Nototheniidae. The record is from RefSeq and is a predicted model, not a curated record.
CUCUGUGUGCCGACUGCAAACAUGCAGUUCUGGGAUUUCCUGGGCUGCACCAAUGGAGAUAUUUCCAGAAUAUCAUACUACGCUGAAUAUGACGGCAAGUUAGCCCCUGCCGGAGCAUCUGAGUCAGGCAUGGCGUCGUCAUCCUACCUGGAACCAAACCUCAAUCACUCGGCAGCGAGUGGCUGUGGGGUUAAAUCCCGGUCUGGGAUGCCUGGAGGUCCGGGUGUUGGUACCAGCGGCCCGGCUGCAGGCCUUGAGCGGCCCACAGCCUCCAUGGACCGGGUUCUGAAGAUCUUCCAUUAUUUUGAAACAAACAGCGAACCGUGCACCUGGGCUAGUAAUAUCAGGCAUGGAGAUGCUACAGACGUCCGGGGUGUGAUCCAGAAGAUAGCAGAGAUCCACAAAUUGCGUUGUGUGUCCUCUCUGGGCCUCCGUCUCAGCCAUCUGCACUCUGAUGCUCUCCAUUGGUUACACCCUGAUUUAGGCGUGUGUCACGUCAGGGAGAAAUAUGAGAAACAGCACCCCCAGGAGGAGUGGAGGUAUGAGUUGCGGAUGCGGUACCUUCCUAAAGGUUACCUCAGUCAUUUCUCUGAAGACAAACCCUCUCUUAACUACCUCUAUCACCAGGUAAAAAGUGACUACAUGCACCAUAUAGCUGAUCAGGUGGAUCAAGAUGUAGCUCUAAAACUGGGCUGCUUGGAAAUUAGGAGGUUCUUCAGAGAGAUGCCAGGCAACGCCCUAGACAAGAAAUCCAAUUAUGAACUACUAGAGAAAGACGUUGGCUUAAGAAGGUUCUUCCCCAAAAGCCUCCUGGACUCCCUAAAGGCGAAGACUCUUCGUAAGCAGAUCCAACAAACCUUUAAGCAGUUUGCUAACCUCAACGAUGAGCAGAGCAUCCACAAGUUCUUUGAGAUACUCUCUCCCAUCUACCGCUUCGACAAGGAGUGCUUCAAAUGUGCUUUGGGGUCUAGUUGGGUAAUAUCGGUAGAGUUAGCUAUCGGACCAGAAGAAGGAAUCAGCUACCUCACAGAUAAGGGCUCAAUGCAGCCAACACAUUUAGCUAACUUUAACCAGGUGCAGUCCAUCCAGUACUCUCCUUUGGAAGAGAAGGACAGGAAAGGCAUGUUGCAGCUCAAUGUAGCAGGAGCGCCAGAGCCCCUCACAGUCACAACGGCAUCGCUGACUACGGCAGAAAACAUGGCUGACUUGAUUGACGGCUACUGUCGGCUCGUCUCCUUAACUUCUCACUCUUUCAUCGUCAGAGUCCACAAAGAGGGGGACAGAGCUCUGCCAUCCAUCCCCAAAGUUUCAAAUCAUGAGAGGCGGAUGGAAAAGCGGAUGGAAGGAGUACGGACCCGGGCUGUUUGUGUCUCAGAAACGGACGACUAUGCUGAAAUCAUAGAUGAAGAGGACACCUAUACCAUGCCUUCAACAAGGGACUAUGAGAUUCAGCGAGAUCGUAUUGAGUUGGGACGCUGCAUAGGAGAGGGUCAGUUUGGAGACGUCCAUCAAGGAGUCUACAACAGCCCGGAGAACCCGGACCUCUCUGUGGCCGUGAAGACGUGUAAGAACUCAACGUCAGACAGCGUCAGGGAAAAGUUUCUCCAAGAAGCAUUGACCAUGCGUCAGUUUGACCACCCGCACAUCGUGAAGCUGGUGGGAGUCAUCACAGAGAAUCCAGUGUGGAUCAUCAUGGAGCUCUGCACACUCGGAGAGUUGCGGUCCUUCCUCCAGGUGAGGAAGUACAGUCUGGACUUGGCCUCUCUCAUCUUAUAUUCAUCCCAGCUCAGCACGGCACUGGCAUAUCUGGAGAGCAAGCGCUUUGUACACAGGGACAUCGCAGCACGGAACGUAUUGGUGUCCACAGCUGACUGUGUAAAGCUGGGGGACUUUGGUUUGUCUCGAUACAUGGAAGAUAGCUCUUAUUAUAAAGCUUCUAAAGGUAAACUACCUAUUAAAUGGAUGGCUCCUGAAUCCAUCAACUUCAGGCGAUUUACCACAGCCAGUGACGUCUGGAUGUUUGGCGUCUGUAUGUGGGAGAUCCUCAUGUUCGGCAUCAAGCCUUUCCAAGGUGUGAAGAACAACGACGUCAUCGGCAGGAUAGAGAACGGCGAGCGCCUGGCGAUGCCCCCUCAGUGUCCUCCUACUCUGUACAGCUUGAUGACAAAGUGUUGGUCGUAUGAUCCUAGCAAGAGGCCACGCUUCACUGAACUCAAAACACAACUGAGCACUAUACUAGAGGAGGAGAAGCUCCAGCAGAAGGAGAGGAGCAGGAUGGAGAUGAGGAGGCAGGUCACUGUAUCUUGGGACUCCGGAGGGUCUGAUGAAGCACCACCAAAACCUAGCAGACCAGGAUAUCCUAGUCCUCGCUCCAGUGAAGGUUUUUAUCCCAGUCCCCAACAUCCUGGACACUACCAGAUGGCAGGAUACCCCGGCCCUCACACCCUCCCCUCGGUGCCCAGCGCCCUGUACCCGCCACAGGCCACCAUGCUGGACACACACCACGCGCACACACACCCCCGCCACCACGUCCACACACACUCUCAGCACCUUCCCGUUCCGCAUGGACACGACAUGGCACUAUGGGGCUCAGCGAUGGAGGACAGGGCAGUAGACAUGCAGCAGUGUGUAGGCCAGCAGUGCCUGUUUAUGGAGGAACAGCUGAUGAUACAACAACAGCAGAUGGAGGAGGACCAGAGGUGGCUGGAGCAGGAGGAAAGGCUGCUGAAACCAGACUCUAGAAGCUCUAGAGGGAGUCUAGACAGAGAAGACGGUGGACCUCAACCACCGAAGAAGAAUUUUCACUUUUAUAUAUCGUUUCCUGCAGAGCAUGCAGCUCCCCCAAAGAAGCCCCCCCGACCCGGAGCCCAGAGCAGUCUGGCCUGUCUAAACACCGGAGACAGCUACAACGAUGGAGUCAAGCCCUGGCGGCUGCAGCCUCAAGAGAUCAGCCCGCCCCCCACCGCCAACCUGGACCGCUCCAACGACAAAGUGUACGAGAACGUGACGGGAUUGGUCAAGGCUGUGAUCGAGAUGUCGAGCAAGAUCCAGCCAGCUCCUCCAGAGGAAUACGUUCCUAUGGUUAAGGAUGUGGGUCUGGCGUUGAGGACACUGUUGGCCACAGUGGAUGAGACUCUACCACAGCUUCCAGCCAGCACACACAGAGAGAUCGAGAUGGCACAGAAGCUCCUGAACUCUGACUUGGCCGAGCUGAUUGGGAAGAUGAAGUUAGCCCAACAAUAUGUGAUGACCAGUCUGCAGCAGGACUAUAAGAAGCAGAUGUUGACAGCGGCUCACGCUCUUGCAGUUGACGCCAAGAACCUAUUGGAUGUCAUUGACCAAUCAAGGCUCAAAAUGAUGUCCCAGUCCCGCCCACACUAGCCCUACGACAGCUGAGCUGACCAACAGGACUUGGUCUAUUAUUUAAAAGAGAAGGCAUCAUUCUGGUAACUGUUAUCAAUGGAAAAUUAGAGUUACGUCAAGUGAGAGUUAUCGGAGCUGGCUGCUUUAUGUCAAAGGAGAACGGCUCUGAUCUUUGUCCAUGAAGAAUCAUUAGAUGUUGUAUCCUGUGUAAGCCGAGGUCUUCUCUCCACCACUGUGACUUUCGUAACACAAGAACAGUGCAAAUCACUUCCUGAAUCAGGGACCUGGCAGCUUCGCACUCUCUGGACUGUAAUAUAAUGAUGAGAGGAGGAAAAGCAAAAAGGAGAAGAUUUUAGAAUUAUGAGACUGAGAAGAGCCUGAUUCCUGGGGUUCAAAGACCACCAACAGAAACACUAUCAUGGGAUCUAUUUGGAUCUGGAAAUGUUGACACCUGGUGAAUUAGUCUUCGUCGGAUAACACUCAAAGCCAUCAGACCCUGAUCAGACUGCGUUUGAUCUGCACCAUAUCUGCAUGAGCCGUCAGCCAGCAGCCAUUAUCAGUACAUGUGUGGAUAUUGUGUGUUGUGACCCCUGGAUGUGACAUUUUUCCUUUGCUGAAAUACCUCCACAUCGCCUUUGAUUCUUCUGAAUGGGCACUUCCAAUCACAUGCUCAGCUCCCGGUGCUUUGGGUGGAUGCAACAAGGACAUUCACAGUAAAGACAGCGAAGGCUUGGUUUGGAGAAGCAGCCUCCAUCGCUCCUCCCGUUUCUCUCCUCCAUCCACUCCCGUCUUCCCUCCGUCUCACCAGGUUUUAUUUAUAGACUCAGACAUUGCAGAGGAGGAGACGGAGGGAAAGAUGGGUAUUGAGGACAGUUCUAGAGGCGGUCUGCUGCCUGAAGAAGAAAAAACACACUUUUAUCGUCUUUUUUCUCUAUUUCACUCACUUCCUUUUGACUUUUUGUUAUCACUGUUCCUCUCUUUCGUGACGUCUUCCUCAGCUCCUCUCUGAGCCGGUUUUUAAAGACUCCAAAAUGUGAAGAAUCCAACUCUGUCUGUGUAAACACCGCAGUCAGGAAACACCCGCCUCGCACUCAAUUUAGUUUAGUCUUUUUAUUAGCUGGCUCCAUGUUUUACGUGUUCACAAUCUUCUUCCUUUUUACUGAAAACUGUUUGUAACAAGCAGAUAUUCAAUCCCAGCAUUGACUCUGAUGAGAGUUAAAACAGAAAAUAAAGAAGGUGGAUUUUGAGGAUUCACUCUGAGUGACUUAAUACUUCCAAUUUGUCCUGGAGGCAGAAAAGGACAUCAUGUCUCAGACUAGUCACUGGGUGUCUCAUCUCGUUUCUUCCUCCUCAUCGACAAUCCCAAUUUCAUUCAGUUCAUCAAACAAGACUGGUGUCAUGCUGUCCCCUCACCCAUUGGUGUCACAAAGUGAAUUUACUGGGGACACAAAUAAACCUCACAACUGGAAUUUCUGUGCUUUGAGUUUCGAAGUUACUGUCAGGUGUAACUCUUAAAAUAUGUUCCUCUGAAAACAAUCCCCAGGGAAACACACACACACACACACACACACACACACACACACACACACACACACACACACACACACACACACACAGUGGAGCCACAUGACUGGAACUUGUCUUGCAGACACAAAACACUGAACUGAAAAAACAGCAGCCCACACGUUGUGUCUUUGUUAAUAGUGACCCCACAUGGAGUAUGACAUAAUUCUAUAUGAAAUAUACUGGUGGCUGUACUGGUAUAGCAUGAUAUACUGGUAUGAAGAAGAGCAUAUUUGCACAGCCCAAAAAAAAAAUAUCGUACUUUUUUUUAACUCUAUUUUACCCAGAUUUGAUCUCCAGGUUUAGGCAGCAAUUAAACUGUCAAAUAUCUGGGUGUUAUAGGGGUUGAAAAAAAGGUUAAAAAAACUAUCUAUUUUAUCUUGUCGUUGCGUAAAUCUGCUCAUGUUGGUAUCUUGUAAGCUAUACUGGUGUGAACCACUGGUGAAUUGUACAGAACUAGUAAACACUGGUUUUUAUUUUGUCUUCUGGGCUACAUCAGCCAUCUUGUCAAAUAGGAGGAGGAAAAAACAAUGAAAUAAAAAAAAAUAAU